This is a messenger RNA of Oryzias latipes (Japanese medaka), 5172 nucleotides long. RefSeq lists its product as uncharacterized. Lineage: Eukaryota; Metazoa; Chordata; Actinopteri; Beloniformes; Adrianichthyidae. Gene Ontology annotation, cellular component: nucleus. Gene Ontology annotation, biological process: regulation of transcription by RNA polymerase II. Gene Ontology annotation, molecular function: RNA polymerase II cis-regulatory region sequence-specific DNA binding; DNA-binding transcription factor activity, RNA polymerase II-specific. The record is from RefSeq and is a predicted model, not a curated record.
CACGGGGCAGGAGGCUCCGCCUUUAUUUAUACAGACACGUAACUUUGUGCUGCACAAAAUAGUUCCCGGGUUUGAGUGAAUGAGAAUAGUAAUAACCCCCCCCCCACACACACACACACACACACAAAAACCUCUGCGGGCGGCCGUGUCGCGCACUCAAGAACGCACACAGCUUGUAACGGAAAUGAAUACAAUAGAAAUUAAUUAGAAUGCAGUAAAUUUGUCGUAUUUCCUCGCGCAGCGCAAGAGGUGAGAGGUGUAGGCAGGGAAUAAAGGAGAACACUAAUAAAAGGUUUCCCCCCAGAAACCCUUAUCACCAAAGAUGAUGUGUUUAAUGUGUUUAUUAUAAUUCCAAUCACGCACCAAAUGCAGAACUUUAAAAAAAAAAUGUUAAAAAAAACUUGUGGUGUUGCCGUUAUUGUCACACCCCUAGUGAUGAUGUGCCCACACUUAGGAUUUACAUGUAAAGUUUUAUGACAUGCUUAACAUACUUUCAGAAUUCUCUUUCAAUGAUGUUAAUGAGUCUAUGUAAUAGAUAUGUUUGAUUCAUUUUCUAAAAGAAAAGUGUCUUUGUCUGGGAGAUUUUUGCCUACAGACGAUCACCAGCGACUUGUAUGUGAGGAAGAUGAGGAUGAAUGGCAGCUUUUUAAACAGGGGAGAAACGCCAGUUUGGGCCAAGCAGAACCAGAACCUUCACAGAUCAAAGAAGAACCAGAAAUAAUGUGCAGUAAGCAGAAGAGAGAGCGUCUGGUCUUCAAUCAGGAGACUGGUGUGAAGCAUUAUCUGAGGAAGAUCAUCAAGAUUCCUGUAGUGAAGCUGCACAGACUGGAUGUUCGACAGCAACGUGUCUGUGAGGAAGAUGAGGAUGAAAAGCAGCUCCAUAAGCAGGAGAGUCACUCCAGACUGGACCAAGCAGAACCAGAACCUCCACAUAUCAUAGAGGAACCUGAGAAAAGAGAAAAGAAGUGCAGUGAUCAAAAGGGAGAGCAGCUGGUCCACAAUCAAAAUGAUCCUUAUGUGAAGGUGCAGUUCAAGUCUAAAUUAGAAGAAACAUGCACAGUGUGUAAACAUUUAAAGUUGGAGUUAAAGGAACUGUUGCAUCAACGCCACCAUCUAAAAAACUUCAACAGGAUUCCUGUAGUAAAGCUGCAAAGAAUAGAUGUUCAACAGCAACAUCUCUGUGAGGAAGAUGAGGAUGAAAAGCAGCUCCAUAAGCAGGAGAGUCACUCCAGACUGGACCAAGCAGAACCAGAACCUCCACAUAUCAAAGAGGAACCUGAGGAAAGAGAAAAGAUGUGCAUUGAUCAUAAGGGAGAGCAGCUGGUCCACAAUCAAAAUGAUCCUUAUGUGAAGGUGCAGUUCAAGUCUCAAUUAAAAGAAACGUGCACAGUGUGUAAACAUUUAAAGUUGGAGUUAAAGGAACUGUGCAUUAAUCAAGAGGAAGAGUCCCUUUUCCUGAAUUUCGAGACUGACGUGAAGGUUGAUUUAAAGAUGGAGUUGAAGGAACUGUUGGAUAAACACCAUCAUCUGAGAAUCUUCACCAGGAUUCCUGUAGUAAAGCUGCAAAGAAUAGAUGUUCAACAGCAACAUCUCUGUGAGAAGGAUGAGGAUGAAGGGCAGCUCCAUAAGCAGGAGUGUCACUCCAGACUGGACCAAGCAGAACCAGAACCUCCACAUAUCAAAGAGGAACCUGAGGAAAGAGAAAAUAUGUGCAUUGAUCAUAAGGGAGAGCAGCUGGUCCACAAUCAAAAUGAUCCUUAUGUGAAGGUGCAGUUCAAGUCUAAAUUAGAAGAAACAUGCACUGUGUGUAAACAUUUAAAGUUGGAGUUAAAGGAACUGUGCAUUAAUCAAGAGGAAGAGUCCCUUUUCCUGAAUCACGAGACUGACGUGAAGGUUGAUUUAAAGUUGGAGAUGAAGGAACUGUUGGAUAAACACCAUCAUUUGAGAAUGUUCACCAGGAUUCCUGUUGUAAAGCUGCAAAGAAAAGAUGUUCGAAAGCAACAUGUUUGUGAAGAAAGAAACCAGGAGAGAAACUCCAGUCUGGACCAAACAGAACCAGAACCUCCAAAGAUCACAGAGGAACCAAAGGAAAAGAGUUUUAAUCAGGAGGGAGAGCAGCUGCUCCUGAAUCAGGAGGCUGAUGUGAAUGUGGAGAUGAAGUCUGAUUUGUUGGAUCAUCAACAACACCUGAGGGACAUCACUAGGCUUCCUGUAAUGACGCUGCAACGAAAAGGAGCUUUGGACGAUUGGCUUCUCUGUAACCAGGAGGGAAACUCCAGAGUGGACCAAAAAGAACCAGAACCUCCACAGAUCAGAGAGGAGCCAGUGGAGCUGUACAGCAACCAGGAGGGAGAGCAGCUGAAUCUGGAGACUGUUGUCAACGUGGAGUUCAAAUCUGAAUGGGAAAAAACAUUUCUAGGUGGUGAAAUCAAGGCACUGUUGGAUCAGCAGUACUCUCCGGGGAUCAGGACUCCUGAAACUAAGUCUAACAAAUUAGAUUUUCAACAGCUACAUGUCUGUGAGGAGGAUGAGGAUGAAUGGCAAAAGAUACACUCCAGUCUGGAUUGGGCGGAGGAAGCUGAUGUAACUAUGGAGAACCAAUCUGAGUGUGAAGAAACAUUUGAAGAUGUUCCACAGCAACAUGUCUGUGAGGACGAUGAGAAAUGGCAGGAGAGACACUCCAGUCUGGACCAAGCAGAACCAGAACCUCUACAGAUCAAAGAGCAACCAGAGGAACUCUGCAAAAAUCAGGAGGGAGAACAACUGUUCCUGAAUCAGGGGACUAAUGUGACUCUGGAGAACACAUCUGAAUGUGAGGUUACAUUUGAACAUUGUGAAAUCAAGGAACUGUUUGAUCAUCAGUACUUCCUGAGGGUCAGGAUUCCUGAAAAAAAGUCACACAAACUAGAUGUUGAACAGCAACAAGUCUUUGAAGAAGAUGAGGAGGAAUGUCAGCCCCAUAAGCAAAAGAGACACUCCAGUCUGGACCAAGCAGAACCAGAGAAACUGUGUAGUAAUCAAGAGGGAAAGAAGCUGCUGCUGAAUGAAAAGGAGGCUGAAGUGAUAUCUGAAUAUCAAGAAAUAUUUGAACAUUGUGAAAUCAAGGAACUGUUAGAUCAUCAGUACUGCCUGAGGGUCAGGAUUCCUGAAACAAUUUCAAACAAAACAGAUGUUCGAAAGCAACAUGUUUGUGAAGAAAGAAACCAGGAGAGAAACUCCAGUCUGGACCAAACAGAACCAGAACCUCCAAAGAUCACAGAGGAACCAAAGGAAAAGAGUUUUAAUCAGGAGGGAAAGCAGCUGCUCCUGAAUCAGGAGGCUGAUGUGAAUGUGGAGAUGAAGUCUGAUUUGUUGGAUCAUCAGCAACACCUGAGGGACAUCACUAGGCUUCCUGUAAUGACGCUGCAACGAAAAGACCUCUCAGAGAAACACAUUUGUAAGGAGAAUGAAGCUAAAAAGCUUCUCUGGAAGGAGGAGAGGAGCUCCAGUCUGGUUGAAGAGGAACCAGAGCUUCCACAGAUCAAAGAGGAGGAGGUCUGCAUCAAAGGAGAACAGCUUGAACUGAAGCAGAAAAAUGAUUCUUUCAUGGUCACUGAGGAUGACCAGGAAAAGAUGGAAUUCAAACCAAAACCAAGAGAGAACCCUGUUCUGGAGGCAAACACUAAGAUCAGAAUUAGUGAUGCUGUGACUGUCCAGAUGGACUCUCCUUCACAGGAGAACUCACAUUCCUGUGACGCACUUGGAAAAGAUUUUACUCAAAAGGGUCAUUUGAAAACCCAUACAAGCAUACACAUAACUGAUAUGCCAUAUUCUUGUAAAGUGUGUCAAAAAUGUUACACUCAAAGUAGUGAAUUGAAAGUUCACAUGAGAACUCACACAGGUGAAAGGCCUUUUACUUGUAAAAUAUGUGAAAGAGGCUUUGUUACUAAUGGUAGCUUAAAAUUGCAUCUAACAACUCACACAGGGUAAAGGCCUUUUAAUUGUGAAGUAUGUGGAAAAAGUUUUUCUUGUAGUUCUGCCUUAAAUAGUCACUUCAUAAUCCAUACCGGUGAAAAGCUUUUUACUUGUGAAGUAUGUCAAAAAGGUUUUACGCCAAAUCAAUACUUUAAAGUCCACAUUAGAAAACGCAUAUGUUAGAAGCAUUUGUCUUAUAACACUAUUAUCACUGCUGACAUUAUAAUGGUUUAGUUUAGCACGUGAGCACCCAGACAAGUUAAAAGCAUCCUUCUUAUAAAAGAUGUAGAAUAUAUUAAAAAACAAUUAUCAAUCUAUAUAGACUGUUCCAAAUAAAGCAAAUUCCAAAUAAUACAAAUAUUUUCUAUGCACUACAGGUAUUUUUCUAAAUUGACAAAGUUGAAAGAUGGACUUCUCACGUGGGGAUUUUUAGUAAUAGAUUAGAUUUUUAUUGAAUUGUAUGAGACUUUGCAAUAGAUUUUGACAAAAAUCUGUAAACACAAAGGUAUUUUCUUCUUUUAUAAAAUGUUUAAGAAUGUUUACAAAAGUAAUUUACCGGUACAUAGCAGUAGUAAACUGGUGAUGAGGAUUGAAAAUGUGCCCUAAGUGUGCUUACAUUUCAUUUUGUACAAUUUGUUCAUUCUUUAUUAGUAGAAUCAUAUACACAUCAGUAUGGUCUGUUGUUUAGAAUGUUCUUAUAAUCCCUGCAGAUGUGCCAGUAAACACAAUGUUCCAGUGCAUUGCUUGAAAUGUAUAUUUUUUUGUAUUUUGUUAAUGCUGUUUUGUUUUGUUUUUUCAAAUAAAAGCGAGAUUUACUUAAGCAUGGAUUGAAUUCAAACAGUGACACAGUGUGGUGUUUCUUCUGUUCUGUUUCCUGACUGUCUCUGUGAUUUGCAGGUCGGCUGUCGCUCCUCCUGGAUGGCCCCUCCCUUUCCUGCCUGGUCUUCUCUGUGGAGGAGUGCACAGCUGCCUGCACUUUGCAAUCAUGCUUAUUUAAGUUGAUGCUACUCAGUCCUCAGUGUCGGUGCGUCCCUGUUAAGUCCGUGGUUUUCCGACUCAGCCGACACUGAGGUCUGUUUUGUCCCUUAGCCUUUUUCUGAGCUUAGUUGUUUCCCUUUUUUGCCUUUUGCAGUUUUCCCUCUCUUGAGGAGCUUUUUGUGUUUUUGUGAUCCCACGUUGUGGCGCUUUCUGUUAGCAUUAAAUUGCCUCCUAAGCGCA